AUGGGUUUGCUUCCAUUUUCUAUGGUUUUAUUUCUCUAUUUAAUUAUUGUUCAUUUUGGAGUUUAUGGGGAGGAAAACGUGACACUAGUGAAUGAAAAAAAUUCACUUGUGUCAUUCAUGUCAUGCAUUGUUUCUGACCCCAAAAACGUUCUAAAGAGUUGGAACUCACCAAGGGUACAUGUUUGCAAUUGGUAUGGCGUCAGAUGCAACAAUGCAAGUGACAUGAUCAUAGAGCUUGCUCUUAAUGGAAGCUCACUAGGGGGCACAAUUUCCCCUGCUCUUUCUAACAUCUCUUCCUUGCAAAUUCUUGAUCUUUCUGAGAAUUUUUUUGUGGGUCACAUUCCAAAGGAAUUGGGCUAUUUGAUUCAGCUUCAACAACUUAGUUUAUCUUGGAAUUUUCUUCAAGGGCAAAUCCCCUCUGAGUUGGGUUCUCUUCACAACUUGUACUACAUUAACAUGGGAAGUAACCGACUUGAGGGUGAUAUUCCCCCAUCACUUUUCUGCAAUGGGUCUUCCACACUGAGGUAUAUAGACCUCUCUAACAAUUCUAUAGGAGGACAAAUACCCUUGAGCAAUGAGUGUAUCCUCAAAGAACUUAGGUUCCUCUUGCUUUGGUCUAACAAGUUUGUAGGCCGAGUCCCUUUAGCUCUUUCCAACUCCACAAAACUUAAAUGGCUCGACUUGGAGUCAAAUCGGUUGAGUGGAGAGCUACCAUCUACGAUUGUAAGCAAUUGGCCACAACUACAAUUCCUCUACCUAUCAUAUAAUGACUUUGUUAGCCAUGAUGGUAACACCAACCUUGAACCUUUCUUUUCUUCCUUGAUGAACUUGUCUUACAUGCAAGAACUUGAGUUGGCGGGAAACAAUCUUGGAGGGAAGCUACCCAGUAAAAUUGGUGAUCUUCCCACCAGCUUGUUACAACUUCACCUAGAAGACAAUCUCAUAUAUGGUUCUAUACCUCCAAACAUAGCAAAACUUGUCAACCUGACUCUCUUGAACUUUUCUAGUAACUUGCUAAAUGGAUCAAUACCUCCCAGUCUCUGUCAGAUGGGGAGGCUAGAGAGAAUUUAUUUGUCAAACAACUCACUAUUUGGGAUGAUUCCUUCUACCCUUGGUGGCAUUCAGCAUCUGGGACUUCUUGACUUGUCGAGAAACAAGCUUUCUGGCUCAAUACCAGACACUUUUGCUAACCUAACCCAGUUAAGAAGGCUUUUACUUUAUGACAACCAGCUUUCUGGAACCAUCCCACCAAGUUUGGGAAAAUGUGUCAAUUUAGAGAUUUUGGACUUGUCCCACAACAAGAUUUCAGGGAUGAUCCCUAAAGAAGUUGCAGCCUUGUCUAGCUUGAAACUUUACUUGAACCUAUCAAGCAAUAACUUAGAUGGGCCUUUACCAUUAGAGCUCUCCAAAAUGGACAUGGUGCUAGCUAUUGACCUAUCCAUGAACAAUCUCUCCAGCAGAAUCCCACCACAGCUUGAAAGUUGCAUAGCAAUAGAGUACCUUAACCUUUCUGGUAACUCCUUAGAAGGCCCUCUCCCAGAUUCAUUAGGCCAUUUGCCUUAUAUUCAAGAACUUGAUGUGUCUUCAAAUCAAUUGACAGGGGUAAUACCACAGUCCCUUCAGUUGUCCUCCACUCUCAAGAAACUCAACUUCUCUUUCAACAAAUUCUCAGGGUGUGUCUCAAACAAGGGAGCAUUUUCAUCUUUGACCAUAAACUCUUUCCUAGGAAAUGAUGCUCUUUGUGGCUUGGUAAAAGGCAUGCAAAGCUGCCACACGAAACAUAAAUAUCAUUUGGUUCUCUUAUUAAUUCCAGUGUUACUAUUUGGCACUCCCUUGCUAUGUAUGUUGGGGUACCCCACAAUAAUUAAGCCAAAAGUCCAAAAGCAAUUGGAAAUAGUCAACAGAGGGGACUUGGAGGAUGAAGAUGAGGAAACAAAGGAGCUCAAGUACCCAAGAAUUUCUUAUAGACAACUUCUUGAAGCCACAGAAGGCUUCAGUGCUUCAAGCCUAAUUGGUUCGGGUCGGUUUGGACAGGUCUACAAAGGAGUUCUCCGAGAUAAUACAAGAAUAGCAGUGAAGGUGUUAGACGCAAGAACAGCUGGUGAGAUUUCUGGGAGCUUUAGAAGGGAAUGUCAAAUCCUGAAAAGGACUAGGCACAGAAAUUUAAUAAGGAUCAUCACAAUUUGCAGUAAAAAAGAGUUUAAGGCUCUUGUUCUUCCACUGAUGCCAAAUGGUAGUCUUGAGAGCCACUUAUAUCCGAGCCAUGGGUUAAGCCAGAGGUUGAAUAUGGUUCAGUUGGUGAGGAUCUGCAGUGAUGUAGCUGAGGGAAUGGCCUAUCUGCACCACUAUUCUCCGGUUAGAGUAGUGCACUGUGAUCUUAAGCCAAGCAAUAUACUUUUGGAUGAUGAUUUAACAGCUUUGGUAACUGAUUUUGGUAUUGCAAGGCUUGUAAAAGGUGAGGAGAACAUGCUCACUAGUGACACCACAUCUUUCAGUUCCACACAUGGUUUGUUAUGUGGCUCCGUUGGCUACAUUGCCCCGGAGUAUGGAAUGGGAAAACAUGCAUCAACUCAGGGUGAUGUAUACAGUUUUGGGGUGCUUAUGCUAGAAAUAGUGGCAGGUAAACGCCCCACGGAUGUCCUUAUCCAUGAAGGGUCUUGCUUGCAUGAGUGGGUUAAGAGGCAAUAUGCACACAGACUUGAGAACAUUGUUGAACAAGCAUUGAAAAAAUACUCUCAUUCUGGCAUGCCAAGUCACCAUCACAAAAUUGGGCAAGAUGUUAUACUGGAACUCAUUGAGUUGGGGCUUCUUUGCACGCAUCAAAAUCCUUCAACAAGACCAAGUAUGUUGGAUGUAGCCCAAGAAAUGGGGAGGUUGAAGGACUAUCUUUCUAAUCAAUCUUUUGUGCUGAUUGAAGAUAAACUUAAAUCGGAAAAUAAGUAA
Messenger RNA from Abrus precatorius (Indian licorice), 2943 nucleotides. Its product is annotated as putative leucine-rich repeat receptor-like serine/threonine-protein kinase At2g24130. Gene Ontology annotation, molecular function: protein kinase activity; protein binding; ATP binding. Lineage: Eukaryota; Viridiplantae; Streptophyta; Magnoliopsida; Fabales; Fabaceae. The record is from RefSeq and is a predicted model, not a curated record. The transcript has 2 exons. The coding region runs from base 1 to 2943 and encodes 980 amino acids. Gene Ontology annotation, biological process: protein phosphorylation.